This is a messenger RNA of Amoebophrya sp. A120, 2948 nucleotides long. The record is from the annotation of a GenBank genome assembly. NCBI's taxonomy places the organism in Eukaryota, Dinophyceae, Syndiniales, Amoebophryaceae.
UGAAAUCCUUUGAACACCCCGUCGCAGCCAACCUCUGAAUAGUACCCCUUCGCAGACAGCCCCUUCUUGAUGAAAACCUUUGAACACCCUGCCUCUGCUGCCUCUACUUCUGAAGACCAGCCGCGAGAAGAAGUACGGAAGAAUAUAAGUAGUAGCGCUUACUAAGAACAAAUUCGUACAACUCUGGCACUUAUAUAUAUAGAAAUUGGUCUAAUUACAUUCUCAUCCGUGGUCAUGGGCGGCACGUAUAGUGAGUCUUCCCCGCAGCAGAACGAAAACAACAUGGGAGCACCAGAAACUACGACAAAAAAUGCCUCCGGGUCGUCUGGGGGCGCAAUUAUAGGCGGAGCACCUGCACCAGCAGCGUCUUCGUCCUCCGGUGAUAACAACAAUUACCUCAACAAGCAAACGGAUGAAGACCACGACACGCGAAAGUUUGUGGAACAGUGUCUCGCUACCAAGAUGCAGGAGCUGCUCGAUUAUGAACCGACUCUGGAAAACGCUUUCGGCACGAAUACGCCCUGCACCGACGUGGAGAAGUCGAAAGUCAUCUGCGUGCGCCACGCGAUUAGUUGCGCAAACUACGCCCAGAUGGCCUCUAAAUUGCCGAAGUUUUUUGACAAGUACAAACUGAGGAAACAGGAGCCGUUAUCCUGAGUAAAUAAAACGUCCCUGCACCAGAGUCAAGAUGGAAAAUCUGCUAGACAAAUGCCAAAACACGACUGCAAAAUAAACGGUUCUCAUGGGGCUCCGCAUGCGAAACUUUUUUCGCAUGCAGAUUUGCAUGACAGCUCUGGGGUGGGGACGUUUUUGCACAGGAUAGCCGUUUGAAAGUUUCGAGCAGCGCAUGACGGUGAAGAUCGGCACCGCGAGGUCCCUGGUCGACUGCCCGUUGCACCCCUACGGUGUGCUCCAGACGGAAAAGCGGGCGCAUCUGUUGGCAAACGUAGAUUUCCACACGGUUUUCGUCUCCCCCCUGAGGCGAACGCUAUCAACUGUAAAAAUGUCUGGGUCUGGAAGAAUUCAUGUUUGUCAUGCUUGUCUGGCAUGACUCUAAAAUCUGUCAUGCACGUUCCCCAAGAGCUCCGCUUGUCUGUGAUGCAGAAGCGCAGUUUGUCAUGCAGAAUAGGCAACACCUAGGAGCUCAAAAACUUGUCAUGCUGAGCCAGCAUUUGUAGCCUCAUGAUGAGACGCCACCCAGCAUCACAAGUUUCCAGACCCAGACAUUUUUACUUUUGAUAAACGCUGCAAACCUGCAACAGUCUGUUCAAAAACCAUCCGGGCAGAGAGAAAAUCAAGUUCGUCGUGCUUCCGAUGAUUCGGGAGUGGGUUCGCUACACCGACGGGAUCCCCUGUGACUACGCGCAGAGGCUGAAGUUUUUGUUCAGCUCCAAAACGAAGAAUCAGUGCGAUCUGGACUUUGAUUUUUCGCUCCUCGAGGAGGACUUGCUGGAAAAGAAUUACUGGAUUCUGCGCUCACUCCUGAACGGGGAAAAACGCGAAAUGCUGGAGAAGGAGAUUGUGAACAAGAAGCGGCACGAGUCGGCGCUACAGGAAUUCGAAGAUCCGGACUGCAACUCCAACGGAACAUCAGCUGGGCCUGGGUCCCCGGCACCAGCCGGCAUUUUUAGUGCAACCACUCCGACUGCUGCUGGUGCUGACUACGAGAAAAACGCGAAUGGCAAAGAAUCAACAGUCCUGUACGGAUUUCGAAAAGAAGAUGAUUGCGCUAUCAAGCCGGAUUUGUCGAACGUAAAGCAUUUCACGGACACGACGCUGCAGGAUAACGUUUUAGCGAAUACGUUUCUGCAAGAGACUAUUCCGUGAAAAUUAACCAUCCCCAUUCCCAUCCACUUUGUGCAUGACAAACUGAGGACUUUAUGUAUGUUUUACAUGACAAACUGGAUGGGGAUGGUGAAUUUUCAGGGGAUAGAGACGAAAAAGGUCGUCCCCCAUCCGUUCGAAGACUACUUUGACACCAUGAAGCGGUAUCAACUACAAAAAUGUCUGGGUCUCGUCUGGAAGAAUACAAACUUGUGAUGCGCAUUUCAGAACACAGAAAAAUCUCUCAUGCAUAGGCAGCAAAAGUUAUGCCCCCUUUCUGUCACCAAAAUCAGGGACUUGCCAUGCGGAUUCGGCAUUGCGAACGCUUCGUGAAACCUGAGAUGCUAGAGCUUCCAUGGCACACCUUCUGCGUCAUGCAAAAACAGCACGACUCUUCCAGACCCAGACACUUUUGCUUUUGAUAAGCGAGCAGAGAAAACGAAGGAGUUUUUAUCCGAGUACAUGUAUCCCACAGAAAAAAACAGGCAGGGCAGAUUUGUAAUGCAAAAAUAAAUACGCAGAAAAAUCUGUCAUGGGCAACGCCCUAGCGUGCUGUUUAGGACAUGCAAGACAGAUUGUUUUGUUUAUUUAUUUUUGCAUUACAAAUUUGACCUGCCUGCUUUUUUCUGUGUGAUAACAUGGCGAAAUUUGAAGCGACCGUAAACUUCCAGGAACAGAAAAUAGGCAUCGUGGCGCACUACCGGUUUCUCGAUGCCUUUUUCGCAUUAGACGGAAAGAACAAGAGGAGUGUCAAGGUGUCUCCGGUACACUUGCAGGGGGGCCGCAGCUUCGCGAACUGUGAGAUUGCGGGCUGGAACAUGUGAAGUGCCGACUUGUUUUUAAACUAAAAGCGAUAGCAGAAGUGCUCCUGGUCGACGUGAGGAAUGCACGAAAGGAGUUUGAAAGGCGUGACUGCUACUUCCACGUAGAAGUGAUACGCUAGUAUGCGUCGUCGUGGAUGUAGUUGAGGCGAAUUGAAUUGAGCAAAAAUCAUGCUACUCCUCUCUGGAGCAAACCUAUGGUAUCUUCGAAUGAGCAAAUAAAACAUAAGGUCGACGCGCAACGCCUUCUGCGGGAGAAGACAUCUUCCGAGGAAGAGAGAUCACAAAAUAAAACUCGCAAAU